UUUUCAUACGUUAUUAAAAUCUUCAACUAAAAUAUUUUGACAUUGAUUUUUGUUAUUAAUUUAUAUAAAAAAUGGGUUCAACUAGUAAAAAAAGUAAAAAUAAAGAUAAAGAAGUUAAAGAAUCUAGGAAACGGCAUCGUAGCACAUCUGUUGAAAUUGUACGAGAGAAAGAAAAGCGUAGACAUCAUCAUCAUAGCCAUCACAAAAAACAUCACCACUCAAAGGAAAAGAAACAUAAGUCAAGACAUUCGUACGAUAGCGAAGAUUCAGAUGUUGUCUUAGCGCCAUCACCUCCACAAAUUACAAGAUCAGAAUCUCCACCACCCCCUCCAACGAUUACCAUCAAAGUCGACAGCAGUCCAGAACCAUCGCCAGAACGUGAAAGACAUGAAGAUCGUAGUGGUGGCGGAGCCGGAGCAGAAUCACUAUCUAUCGAAGAAACAAAUCGAUUGCGUGCAAAAUUAGGUUUAAAACCAUUACAAGUUGAUACAACCACUGAAAAUAAAGAUGGGCGAUUAAAAGAUGAUUUGGGUGAAUUUUACCAUAAACCCGCUACAAAUAUUGCACAAAAAACGCACCAAGAAAAGAUACGGAGUAAAUUAUCUGAACGUAAAGAUCGUCGAAAGUAUGAGGAAAAAUUGGCUAAAACAAAAACACUUGGUGAAUCGGAUAGUGAUGACGAUCCAACCGCUUGGGUUGAAAAGAAUCGUCAAAUUCAACGGGAAAAAGAUCAGGCUGCCAAACGUGCUAAAGUUUUGGAGGAAUUGGAUGAAGAAUUAGGUCUAGGGCAGUUAGUUGAAGCUGCCACCAGAGAACAACGUAACAAAGCAUACUCACAAAAAAGUUUAAAAGGAUUACGGGUUGAACAUGAUGUCGAAUCAUUUCAAGAAGGCUCCACAACAAUUUUAACACUUAAGGAUAAAGCUAUCUUAGAAGAUGAUGAAGAUGUUUUAGUCAACGUCAACCUAAUCGAUAAUGAACAUUAUAAAAAGAAUAUCGAACGUAAAAAACAAAAAUUGGAUUAUAAUCCAUACGAUAAUGAAGAACUGGACGAUUUUGGAAUGUUGAAACGAAAAGAUGUUCUAUCAAAAUAUGAUGAAGAAAUUGGGGGCGAACAGAAGAAAAGUUUUACAAUUGGUAACGAUAAUUCUGUGGAACGUCGACAUGAAGCAUUAAUGUCAAUUAAAGCAAAACUAGCAAAUAAACGUGUUGAAACAUUGGCUUUACCCGAAUUAAAAAUUGCAUCGGAUUAUUAUUCCGAGGCAGAAUUAACGAAAUUUAAGAAGCCAAAGAAAAAAGUACGUAAAAUACGGCAGAAGGGUAAAAUGUUGAAGGUUGACGAGCUUGAGGCACAAAUGAAUGCGACUGAAGGUAGUGCAAAUGAUUAUUUAAAGGAUUUAGGAUCGAGACGAAAACGGGAUAAUGAUAAUUAUCUGGAUAUCGACGAUGUUCCAAGUGUGAAUAUAAAACCAGAAAAUGUAAAAAUUGAACCAGAAGAUAACGAAUUAGAAUUGGCAUUACAUAAAGCUCGUAUGUUAAAACUCAAAGAACCGAAGAAUCCAACUAAUAUAAUUGAACAAGUGAAAUUGGAACCCGCAGAACAGGAAAUGAAUAGCGAAGAUACUGGUAACAUAGUUCUUAAUUCAACAGCUGAAUUUUGUAGGACACUUGGUGACAUACCCACAUAUGGUCGUGCUGGAAAUCGUGAUGAAGAGGAAGAUUUACUUGAUUUUGAACGGGAAUUAAAAUAUUCAGCGAAUGAACCAAUGGAUACAGCAAAUGGUAUGAGUGGUUCAUGGGUAGCCGUUGAUACUGACGGUCAAGGAACAUCCUCAGCUCGUGUCAGUGAAAUUAUAAAUCAGGAAGCACCUAUUUUAGAUGAAGAACCAGAUGUAGGAUCGGGAGUUGCUGCAGCGUUACAACUUGCAAUGAGUAAAGGCUAUCUGGAUAAAGAAGAUUCGAAUAGGCCAUCAACAUCACGUUUUGCUCAUCUUCAAGCUAAAAACUAUUCAAUCGAAGAUAAAACUCAUGGAGAUGACGAUAAAUUUGGACGUCGUGAUAGAUAUUCUGGACCAACAAUGGACUUCAAAGAAAAAGAUACGUAUAAACCGAACGUUAAAUUGGAUUAUAUUGAUGAUGAAGGUCGUGUUUUAAAUGCAAAAGAGGCAUUCAGAUAUUUAUCACAUAAAUUUCAUGGUAAAGGUCCUGGUAAAAAUAAAAUUGAGAAACGUAUCAAGAAAAAUGAACAGGAAGGUUUAAUGAAAAAGAUGAGUUCAACAGACACACCAUUAGGCACUUUAAAUAUGUUACAAGCAAAGCAAAAGGAGACACAAUCAGCGUAUAUUGUAUUGUCUGGAAGUAAACAUACUCAUUCAACGAAUCUUACAAAAAUGAAACGAUCGGAAAAAGGUCCGAACAACCCUAAUCUCUAA
This is a messenger RNA of Chrysoperla carnea, 2432 nucleotides long. Its product is annotated as U4/U6.U5 tri-snRNP-associated protein 1. Gene Ontology annotation, cellular component: U4/U6 x U5 tri-snRNP complex. The record is from RefSeq and is a predicted model, not a curated record. NCBI's taxonomy places the organism in Eukaryota, Metazoa, Arthropoda, Insecta, Neuroptera, Chrysopidae. The transcript has 8 exons. Gene Ontology annotation, biological process: maturation of 5S rRNA; mRNA cis splicing, via spliceosome. The coding region runs from base 72 to 2432 and encodes 786 amino acids.